Molecule: messenger RNA, 777 nt
Organism: Trichoderma breve
Lineage: Eukaryota; Fungi; Ascomycota; Sordariomycetes; Hypocreales; Hypocreaceae
Product: glutaredoxin domain-containing protein
Exons: 2
Coding region: 1-777 (258 amino acids)
Molecular function (GO): 2 iron, 2 sulfur cluster binding
Source: RefSeq, a predicted model, not a curated record
AUGUCGACGAUUACCGAAAUCCUGACCGACGAGCAGUGGCAGCAGGUGCUCAGCUCUGCGCCCGCCUCAACCCUCAUUGUCGCCUCUUUCCAUGCACCCUGGGCGGCACCAUGUGCCCAGAUGGCAACCGUCUUGUCUACGCUCGCAUCCGAAUAUCCCGUCACCGACCCGCUAAGCACCCAGUGGGUGUCGAUCAAUGCUGAGGACCUCAGCGAUAUCAGCGAAACCUACGAUGUGACCGCGGUUCCUUACCUGGUGCUGCUGCGAAACGGCGAGGUCGUCGAGACCGUUAGCGGCAGCAGCGCCGUCAAGGUGCGGACGGCUAUCGAGAAGCAUGCAAACAAGGCCGGAGGUGCGGCGCAAAGUGCUGCCGCAACCAACGGCACUGCUCAGGCCGCCGAAGUGGCCCAGGCCGAUGCCUCCGUUGUUGAUCCGGCCAAGCAGAAGGAGGAACUGUUCAAGCGCCUCGGCGACUUGGUCAAGGCAGCCCCCGUUAUGCUCUUCAUGAAGGGCACACCCAGCUCUCCUCAGUGUGGCUUCUCGAGACAAAUGGUUGGAAUCUUGCGCGACAACUCUGUCAAAUACGGGUUCUUCAACAUCCUCGCCGACGAUGAUGUGCGCCAAGGCUUGAAGGAGUAUGCUGAGUGGCCGACUUUCCCGCAGCUGUGGGUGGACGGUGAACUCGUUGGCGGUCUCGAUAUUGUUAAGGAGGAGCUCAGCAGCAACGAGGAUUUCUUCAAGCCAUAUAGCGUCACUGCCGAACCGACGGCGGCUUAA